GUAACACAUGAUAUGUUUUUCUUUCCCUUGAGAUUUGCGUAUUGUUCAGUCAAUCGUUUUUUGUUAAAGGUUAAAAAGGAACAAUCUUUUACAGUAUUUGUUUGGCACUCUGUCUAUAUAGUAUGUAGACACGCACAAAACCCAGCGUUUUAGUUCUAUUAAUAAUCUUGCAAAAUUCCGAUAAAACCAUAUAUUGAUCUUUCUCACUAACCAUAGAUUCCUAAGCCUCUGUGAACUCUUUUUAUAGAGUUAUACUUCGUUUAUAAAUAGAUUUUGUGUCUACUUCUUCAGUUUUCAUUUCUAUAUAAAUACUUGUAUCUGAUCCGAUUUUUUCUCUCUUUAUCUGGGUGCUCUUUUUCUGAGAAGAAUUGGGAGAUUUGAGGGAGAAAAGGGGGAUUUUGGAAUCAAGAGAUUUUAUGUCGGCAAGUUUUGAUUUGGGUGUUGUGUUUGGGGCUCCGUUGAAGCUCUGUUCUUGUUCUUACAAAUCUUCCUCUGCUCUCUGCAUGCAAAAAUCCCUCUGCUGUGAAAUCCGGCAGAGAAACUUCGUUCUCUUCCCAACUGUUUCGAUGCGUUUGAGGCCCAAAAGGACUUGUUCUGGUGUAGAGUGUUUUGGUGGAUAUCUCAUAAAGCGAUCAUUAAAUCUUUUUGUGUUCUUGAGAGGUCCACUUAACAAUCCGUGAUAACUUAUUCUCUUGAAGCCAAUUUUUUUCCCUGCCUUUUUGUUUAAUUUAUUUUGGAUAAACACAAUUUUCUGGGUAUUCUAUUGAGGGGUUUUUGAGUUAUUGAGGCAAAUUAAAGAUGCCUGAGCCUAGGAGACAAUUGUCACCGAAUCGACUAAGUGUUGGCAAAAAACUAAGAAACAAGGGCGAACCUACUAAACCCAUGAGGAGGAUCCGGAUUGUUUAUGAUGACCCGGAUGCUACUGAUUCAUCAGAUGAUGAUGGAAUCUGCGAGAAGAGGGUUAAAAGAGUUGUACGGGAUGUUUUUUAUCCGACUGGGGACUUCUGUCAGACGCCGAAAGCCCCUGAAACAGGGAGUUCAGUUCAGGAAAGUAGCAGUGGGGGAAAGAACCUAAAGAAGAAGAGGGUUUUAGCCGUUACUGAAAACAAGCGGAGUACUAUUCCUCGGAAAUACAGAGGUGUUCGGCAGCGCAAAUGGGGCAAAUGGGCUGCUGAAAUUCGCGAUCCUUUUAAGCAUAGAAGGGUCUGGUUGGGUACUUAUAAUACUGCUGAGGAGGCAUCGAGAGCUUAUGAAAUGAAACGCUUGGAAUUUGAGGCAUUGGCUAAUAGCAUUGACUCAUCUGAGAAGAGUUCAGAGGAUAAACACACUGACACUGAUUGUUCUGUGGUGGGUUCUAAGCCUGUUACUAACCCGAACAAAAAACUUGCUGGUGUUUGUGUCUCUGAGGACUCAAGUGGAAGUAUGGCAUCACUUGCGACGCAAACAUCCCCAGCAUCAGUGCUGGAAUUGGAUUCUUCAACCUCUGCUUCUGGAAUCAAUGUCAAGUGUGAUGAUGAGAAAUCCGAAAAUGCUGUUAACAAAAAAAUGGCUGAUUCUGAACUAAUGGAUAUGGAAAUCUCAGCGUUGGCUCAAAUUGGAGAAGGAAUGGACUUGGAUUUCGAGCUUGACGCUCUAAUGACUAUGGAUUUUGAGCCACCGAUGGAUGAAUUUUUCAGUGGUUUCGAAGACCUUCCUGGUUUUGAGGAUGCUGGUCAUCCUAGCGCACUGCCAGAUUUCGACUUUGACUUCAAUUUUGAGGUUUGCAAUGAUGUCUUAUCUUGGAUAAACGAAGAACCGCUGAUGAAUAAUGAAGCACCCCGAAUGAAUGGAACUCCUGCACCCCUCAAUAUAGCUUGCCUUUAAAUUUUGCAGCUACUAGGAUUUAAAUUAUAAUUAUCAUUAGUAUCUCUUUUAAGUUAUAGUUUUCUCGGAGAGUGUCAUUUUUCCCAAGAACUCGAAGAUUCAGUUGUCGAGACGGUUUCAUUAAGAGCGUUCAUUUGUAUUUUAUGAGAGUUUUCAUGUGAGGGAGUUUUCGAAAUUUACAUUCCUUUGGGUUUUCCUGUGCUAUUAGAGCUGACCAAAGGGUAUUCACAGUAAACUCUGGUUAUGAUUUUGGUAAACGUAAGAGAUGGGAAAUAAAUUAUGGUUUUUGAUCUUGAA
Messenger RNA from Olea europaea var. sylvestris, 2160 nucleotides. RefSeq names its product ethylene-responsive transcription factor ERF118-like. Gene Ontology annotation, biological process: regulation of DNA-templated transcription. Gene Ontology annotation, molecular function: DNA binding; DNA-binding transcription factor activity. The record is from RefSeq and is a predicted model, not a curated record. The coding region runs from base 799 to 1863 and encodes 354 amino acids. The transcript has 2 exons. Lineage: Eukaryota; Viridiplantae; Streptophyta; Magnoliopsida; Lamiales; Oleaceae.